Molecule: messenger RNA, 1931 nt
Organism: Amyelois transitella
Lineage: Eukaryota; Metazoa; Arthropoda; Insecta; Lepidoptera; Pyralidae
Product: maltase A1
Exons: 12
Coding region: 124-1863 (579 amino acids)
Biological process (GO): carbohydrate metabolic process
Source: RefSeq, a predicted model, not a curated record
UAAUAUUUGAUAACAUAGGUUCUGUAGCUUAAAACCAAACGAUAUUUUUAAACAAUCUAGCGAUAUAAAAGAUGGGAUCGACAUGAAUGCGUCUUAUUCAAUUCGCAGUCACAAAAGAAAGUUAUGUGGCAGAUAUUACUUACAUGCUUAGUGGUAACCGUUUACGGGAGGUAUGAAAAUGUUAAUAUCGGCCAGGAUUGGUGGGAGAGCGCUGUUUUUUAUGAGAUUUAUACGAGAUCCUUCAUGGAUAGCGAUGGAGAUGGAGUGGGAGACCUUAACGGCAUAACUUCAAGGCUGGAAUAUCUCAAGGAGAUAGGGAUAGAUGCUGCAUUCCUGUCUCCGAUCUUCAAAUCUCCAAUGCACGACUUUGGGUACGACAUAUCUGAUUACUACACCGUACAUCCGGAAUAUGGUACAAUGGACGAUUUUGAGCAGUUGAUCAGAAGGGCUAAUGAUUUCAAUAUAAAAAUUGUGUUAGAAUUUGUGCCCAAUCACACGAGCAAUGAAAGCGAGUGGUUCACGAAGUCUUCCAGCAAGGAUGAGUUUUACAAUGACUGGUAUGUGUGGGAGAAUGGACAUAUGGAUGAUAGAGGUCGAAGUAGUCCCCCCAAUAAUUGGAUAAGCGUGUUCAGGAAAAGUGCUUGGACUUACAGCCCGGGCCGGGAUCAAUAUUAUUUGCAUCAAUUCGGGGAUAGUCAGCCCGAUUUGAACAUGAGAAAUCCAGUUGUAGUAGAUGAGUUGAAGAGUAUAAUCAAAUUCUGGCUCGAGAAAGGCGUAGCUGGAAUGAGGCUGACAUCAGUCAACUAUCUGUUUGAAGUUGACAAAGAACUGUACGGUGGAAGGUACCCUGAUGAGCCCUUGACCGGGAAACCAGGGCUGGGCCCAAACGAUUACGGAUAUCUGGAACAUGUUUAUACUAAAGACUUGGAAGAGAACUAUGAGAUCGUCUCGCAAUUUCGUGAAGUUUUCGAUUCUAUUUCUCUUAGAGAUAAUAUGACCAGGGUAAUGAUGACCGACGCUUACACCAACAUAAAGAACGCGGUGAAAUAUUACGGCGAAGGGCCAUUAUACGGGGCCCACAUACCUUUCAACUUCGCCCUCUUAGAGGAACUUGGAAAGGAAACUGAUGCGAGGGACAUUAAAUACAUCGUGGAUCGCUGGAUGACAUACAAACCGCUGAAUAAACGUGCCAAUUGGGUGAUUGGCAAUCACGAUAAGAGUCGCGUCGCCUCCCGCUUCAGGAGCGAAUUGGUGGAUGCUUUCAAUAUGCUUAUACUUUUGCUGCCGGGCGUGGCUAUCACUUAUAUGGGUGAAGAAAUCGGUAUGACCAAUGGGUUCGUUCCCUGGGCAUAUACAAAAGACCCUAGGGCUUGCAAUACCGACGACCCGGUCAAUUACAUAGAAUUCUCCCGAGACCCAGUCCGGACGCCCUUCCAAUGGAGUAAAGGGAAAAACGCAGGUUUUACUAGCGGAGAGAACACUUGGCUGCCAGUGGCUGAUGGGUACGAGCAUCUCAACGUAGCAGCCCAGAGGUCAGCCAUGAGGUCUCACUACCAGGUGUAUCGGACCCUGACCAACUUGAGGUCCCGACCAGCAUUCAAGCUCGGCAGAUUCGAAUCCUUGGCUAUUAAUAAUGACGUCUUCGCAUUUAAGAGGUGGUAUAAUGAUGAUACGUAUGUGGUAGUGAUGAACGUGGGUAGAACCUACCACGUUGUGAACCUGACUGUAAUUGAUCUGAUAUUUGGGUCCAUGGAGGUCGAAGUCAGCAGUGUGUUAUCUCCAAGAUCUUACAGUGACAACGUGCAGGCUAAUUAUUUAGAUUUGGCAGCAGAUGAAGCUUUGGUGCUGAGGAUGCAGGUGUAAAAAAUGUAUUUUUGUUAAAUGUUGAUUAAAGCGAACAAAUUUCUUUAUAACUUUUGUAUUAUUAUUAU